AUGGCCGGGCUGCUGGCGCUGCUGAGCCCCGCGGGCCGGGUGGGCGCCCGGGUUCGGUGCCGCGCCACCUGGCUCCUGGGCGCCGCUGCCCCCUGUGUCCCGCCGCCGGUGUUCCUGCCGCGGCUCGGGCCCGGGCCGGACGCCCAGCUGCUGCGCGCCGCCCGCGGGAACUACCAGGGCCGCCAGGACCCCAGCAAAAUCACUGCAACCGCAGGCAGCAAUAUCAAGGGCACAGAGGAGAAAAAGCUAAGCAAGUCGCAGCAGCUGAAAAAGAUUUUUCAAGAAUAUGGUGCUGUGGGAGUGUCACUGCACAUUGGAAUCUCAUUAAUCUCCUUGGGAAUGUUUUACAUGGUUAUUUCAAGUGGUGUGGACAUGUCAACCGUCCUGCUUAAACUCGGCUUUAAAGAAUCACUGGUCCAGUCGAAAAUGGCGGCCGGCACAAGCACCUUUGUGGUGGCCUAUGCCAUCCAUAAGCUGUUCGCACCCGUGAGGAUCAGUAUUACCUUAGUUUCUGUGCCCUUGAUUGUCAGAUACUUUCGGAAAGUGGGAAUUUUUAAACCUCCAGCAGCAAAGCCUUGA
This is a messenger RNA of Rangifer tarandus platyrhynchus (Svalbard reindeer), 579 nucleotides long. NCBI's taxonomy places the organism in Eukaryota, Metazoa, Chordata, Mammalia, Artiodactyla, Cervidae. The record is from the annotation of a GenBank genome assembly.